Onychomys torridus (southern grasshopper mouse) is the source of this 1394-nucleotide messenger RNA. RefSeq names its product ring finger protein 25 (gene Rnf25). Gene Ontology annotation, cellular component: nucleus. Gene Ontology annotation, molecular function: protein binding; ubiquitin protein ligase activity. NCBI's taxonomy places the organism in Eukaryota, Metazoa, Chordata, Mammalia, Rodentia, Cricetidae. Gene Ontology annotation, biological process: protein ubiquitination. The record is from RefSeq and is a predicted model, not a curated record. The transcript is spliced from 10 exons. The coding region runs from base 16 to 1371 and encodes 451 amino acids.
AGAGCCGGAGAAGACAUGGCGGCGUCUGCGUCGACAGCUGCUGCUGAAGAGGACUGGGUCCUUCCCUCUGAAGUUGAAGUGUUAGAGUCUAUUUAUCUGGAUGAGCUACAGGUGAUGAAGGGAAAUGACCGAUCUUCACCAUGGGAGAUCUUUAUCACUCUGCACCCUGCCACCGCAGAGGUCCAAGAUUCACAGUUUGUCUGCUUUACUCUGGUGCUUCGGGUCCCAGGAAAGUAUCCCCAUGAGGUGCCACAGAUCUCCAUCCGUAACCCCCGGGGGCUUUCAGAUGAGCAGAUCCACAAGAUCUCACAGACACUGGGCCAUUUGGCCAAGGAGGGGCUAGGCACAGCCAUGCUCUAUGAACUCAUUGAGAAAGGGAAGGAAAUUCUCACAGACAACAACAUCCCCCAUGGUCAGUGUGUCAUUUGCCUCUAUGGUUUCCAGGAAAAGGAGGCCUUUACCAAAACACCGUGUUACCAUUACUUCCACUGCCACUGCCUUGCUCGAUACAUCCAGCACAUGGAACAAGAACUGAAGACACAGGGACAGGAGCGACAGCAUGCUGUCACCAAACAGAAGGCAGUCGGUGUGCAGUGUCCUGUGUGCAGGGAGCCCCUUGUGUAUGAUCUUGCCUCGCUGAAAGCAGCCCCUGAACCCCAACAACCCAUGGAGCUGUACCGACCCAGUGCAGAGAGCUUGCGCCAACAGGAAGAGCUCAAGCGGCUGUAUCAGAGGCAGCAGGAGAAGGGUGGCAUCAUCGACCUUGAGGCUGAACGGAACCGGUACUUCAUUAGCCUUCAGCAGCCUCCUGCUGCUCUGGAGCCUGAGUCAGUUGUGGAUGUCUCCAGAGGACCCCAACCACCUAAUGCCCUUUCUGCAGAACAAUCUACUUCCCUAGCUGCCCAAUCAACUGUGCCAACUCCUCUACCCAUGGCUGCCCAGUAUGUGUAUGAGAAGAUUCCAGGGGCUGGGCCAAAUCAGCAGAGGCUGGGUGAGACCCAGAAAUCCAUGCUCAACCCUCCACGAUCUGGUCGUGGCUCCUGGCGACAGUAUGAUCGGAGGCACCCAAAAGGAGGGGAGUGCUGUGCCCCAAAAGGUACCAGUGACAUCCAAGAACUGCCACCUCCUGAGAAGCCUGUGGACUUAAAGCCAGAACCCCAUAACAAAGGGCUUGCCAGUCUCCCUCAGGAGAAGGGGCCUGGUAGCUGGCAGGGCCCCACAUCUCGCAGGACUCGUGACUGUGCUCGCUGGGAACGUUCCAAAAGCCGUACACCAGGUUCUUCCUACUCCCACCUACCUCGGGGCCAGGGGGCAUACCGGUCUGGUUCUCGCAGGGAGCCACUGGGCUUGGAAUCCGAGGAAGGUUCCUAGCAGUACUGUGGGGGGACAGGGAA